Molecule: messenger RNA, 1435 nt
Organism: Drosophila navojoa
Lineage: Eukaryota; Metazoa; Arthropoda; Insecta; Diptera; Drosophilidae
Biological process (GO): regulation of transcription by RNA polymerase II
Cellular component (GO): nucleus
Molecular function (GO): RNA polymerase II transcription regulatory region sequence-specific DNA binding; DNA-binding transcription factor activity, RNA polymerase II-specific
Source: RefSeq, a predicted model, not a curated record
GCAUUAACAAAGAGCGUCGUGCAACAACAAGUGCAUUGAUCGAGUCUCGUUCUUGUUUGAAACACAAACGUUUGUUUUCUGAAAUAAUGAGCAGAUGUCCGCGCUGCAACUGCGUAGCAGCUGGACAAAAUCGCCUAGUCACCGACAGCUGUGGACACAACAAAUGUCGAUUGUGUCUGCUGGCAGAUGAAGUCGCUUGCUCGGAAUGCCAGUUGACAAGGGAGCUUGAGCCCGCGGCAGAUGCUGUAGAUCAACCAGUUGAGGAUGUGGAUUACAAACAUAUAACAAGCACGACACAGGGCUAUCAUUGCUCUGUGUGCAACAAGAGCUUCCGCAGUCGCACACAACAGUAUUAUCAUCGUAGCUGUGGCAAUGAGAUCCUCAAGAAGUUUCCUUGCACUCAAUGCGCACGGCGAUUUGCCACACGUUCGCAUCUGAAGUAUCACCAAAAGAGCCACAACAGUCCCAGUUUCAGCUGUUCCCAUUGUGGUAAAACCUUUAGGCAGGAGCUCUUGUUGCAACGCCAUAUGCGUACUCACAACUCAUCCGGCUUUCCCUGCCAGCAAUGCUCAAGAACCUUUCGCAGCCAGGGCGCCCUCACGGCUCACGCUGUUCUGCACAGCGGCAACGGCUUGCCAUACAAAUGUGUUGACUGCUCCAAGCACUAUCUAACCAAGGCGAAUUUACGGCAGCAUCGUGUGAAGCACGAGCCGAAUAGCCGCCGGCACCAGUGCAAUGUGUGCAACAAGUGCUUUCUGCGCUCCUCCACGCUCAGAUUGCACCAAGCCCGACACACUCAGCGUCCGCGGCAUGCUUGCUCCCAAUGCAAUAAGACCUACAAUGACGUGGAUGCACUGCAGCGGCACGUGAAGCAACACACAGCCAAUCCGCGUUAUCAAUGUCUGCAAUGUGACGUCACAGUCAGCCGGCGUGACAAUAUGCAGCGGCAUAUGCGCUCCAUGCAUCCAGGCAUUGAAUUCGAUGCGGGCGUAAAAGUCUUAGAUGUUGAGCAGAGCACCACAACUGUGCCAGCUGCUGCAGAGCAGCCAACUGCGCCGAGUCUGCGCUACAGCAGCGUCAUCAUGAGUGUGGGCAAUGUGCAGCCGGUGGUAGUGCCCGAACUGGAGCCGGAGAAGCCGCCGCCGGAGAAAUCGCUGCCCGAUAAAGUGCAAAAAGAGAAUGUAAAAUUAUAUCGCAAAAUCAUAUUGGAUUUGGAUAACGAGGAGUACUCCAAUGAGCUGAGCAGUACUGGCCUGGACAUGGACGAGUCGACACCGCCAACCGCUGAGCAACAAGCGACGCAGCUGGCACCGCAACAUCCACCUUUGCCUGACCAGAGCAGCUCCUGCUUUAGACAUUGGCGCAAGAAUUUCAAAUACUUUUAUGAAAACGAACAUACCAAUUAAGAAUUAUGGUAUUAGCUAGGGCUAGCAGA